Molecule: messenger RNA, 1265 nt
Organism: Pundamilia nyererei
Lineage: Eukaryota; Metazoa; Chordata; Actinopteri; Cichliformes; Cichlidae
Product: CAAX prenyl protease 2-like
Exons: 8
Coding region: 105-1004 (299 amino acids)
Biological process (GO): CAAX-box protein processing
Cellular component (GO): endoplasmic reticulum membrane
Molecular function (GO): metalloendopeptidase activity
Source: RefSeq, a predicted model, not a curated record
CAGGAUCGAGCCGAUCCAAAGCGGGGUGAACCUGCACUCCUUUGUUAGCCGCCGCUUAGCUGGAGAACCAGCUGACGUUGUGAUUGCAAACCCUCACGUUUGUCAUGCAGGUAGAGAACACCCACCCGAGGUGUUUUCUGGGUUUGCUGAGCUGCCUAUUCUUGGCUGGUCUCUACGUUGGCAGUUUGUACGUCUGGAGAAGCAGCUCACCAAGGGAUCAUCCCAGUGUGAUAAAGCGUCGCUGUGCUAGUGUGCUGCUGGUCUCUGUAGUGUCACCUGCAGUUGUGAAGACAUGGAUACACUGGGCUGAUGUCAAGGCGGACGUGUCUGUGUGGGAGUUGAUGGGACUUCGCAUGGACGGUUUGGUUGCUGCAUCCAUAUUACCUUUGUUACUUACUAUGGUUUUUUAUCUCGGCCCACUGGUUCACUCUGCUAUAGACAACCCCAAAGGCUUCACCGGGGAAAUGCAGUGUGCACUGGAUGUUCAGUCAUGGAGGCGGUGUGUGGGGGACGCAGUGUGGCUCAGAAACCAGGUGGUGGCACCAGUGACAGAGGAGCUGGUGUUCAGAGGGGCCAUGCUUCCUAUGUUGGUGCCCUGCACGGGACCCACAGGCGCUAUCGUCACCGCUCCACUGUUCUUUGGAGUUGCUCAUUUCCACCAUGUCAUAGAGGAGCGACGCCUUGGGAAAGAGAGCAUGAGUGUCAUCCUUCUGGUGGCAGGGAUGCAGUUCUUGUACACAACUGUUUUUGGUGCUUUUACUGCCUUUAUAUUCAUGAGAACUGGGCAUGUUGUCGGUCCAGUUUUGUGCCAUUCAUUUUGCAACAGUCAGGGCCUGCCUGACAUCAGCUCUGCCCUGCAACACCCUCACAGUUCAGCUCUGCUCUUCUCAUAUCUGAUGGGAGGCCUGCUGUUUCUGGUGCUGCUCUUCCCGCUGACAGACCAGUACUUUUAUGGUCCCAUUCCCAUCUGCAGCCUGGCUCCCCUUCCAGGGUCGGUUUGCUGAAUGAAAUCGAAUUAAGUUAAAUGCGCUCCAGCUCUCCUUCUUUUACUCUGGAUUUCAUUUUGUGAUGUAAAAAGUUGCUGUUUUUUUUUUCUUUUUAACAAAACUAAAAAUCUAUGCGUGUAUAUAUGUCUAUGCGUGGGUGGGUCAGCAUGAGAGCAGAAUGAUUAGAGCAGUUUAGACAUUUCCUGCAUGGUUAAAAAUAUUUCCUACUGUAUUGAAACUCAAUGCCAGUACAACUUUCCCCGGUUAAAAGGGAGAAAA